UUUUUACACACACACUCACUCACUCACUCUCUCUCUAUCUCUCUCUUUCUCCUCUCUCAGUCAACAGAACCUUUCUCUCUCUCCACGGCGGCCCUUCCAUUUCCACCACCGCUCUCCGCCACGUCGCCCCACCUCCGAUUUCAACUUCAUUUUCCUCUUUCCCCAUUUCGAACAAAUUUUAGCCCCUCCAUAAACCAUAAUCUCCUUCCCACAUAUAUAUAUAUAUAUAUAUUUAGAUAGAGAGCGAAACAGAGACUUACACAAUACAUACACAGAUACAUACAGAAAAGCUACUGUAAUGGUUUGAUUAUAACAUUGUCUAUUAUAUAUAUAUAUAGAGAGAGAGCACAAAUUUUCCUUCGAAGCUCCAUAGAUAACCUAACAUUUUUUUCUCCCCCUUUGCUCCAAAAAAAGCACAAAUUCGAGAAAUUAGGGAUGGAAACUUCUCGAAAUGUAGCUGAAGAAGAAGAAGAAGAAGAGGAGGAAAAUUACGACGAAGAUUCCAUCAAAAUGUUCCUCGAGAAAGAAUCUCGAGCUCGAAAUUUAGGGCUACGAAUUAGGGGAGACGUAAUUCCUCAUCCAGAUUGGGUUCUAAGGGCGCGUUUGGAUGGAAUUUCAUACAUUCUCAAAACAAGAGAUCGCCUUAAGCUCAGAAGCCAAACAGCGUAUGCAUCAGUGACAUAUCUUGAUAGAUUUCUUGCAAGAAGAAGAUCUCUUGAUGAAGAGAAGCAAUGGGUUGUGAGGUUGCUGUGCAUUUCAUGUCUUUCAAUAGCUGCAAAAAUGGUGGAAAUGAAAGUUCCAAGAUUGUCUGAAUUUUGUUGUGAGGGUUACACUUUUGGGAGCAAAAUUAUACAGAGAAUGGAGGUUUUGGUGUUGAACACAUUGGAAUGGGAAAUUGGAUUAGUUUCACCAUUUCAUUACAUUCAAUUUUUUGCAAGAAAGUUUCUUGAAAACACACCAAGAAAUAGUGAUGCAAUUUACAGAGCUGUGGAUGUCAUUUUGGGCACAAUGAGAGAUGUGAAAAUAAUGUGUCACAGGCCAUCUGUGGUGGCAGCAGCAGCCACACUGAUUGAAUUUGAUCAAUUCUUGAAAAGGGAUGCCAUUGAACAUACAUUGAGGAGUUUCUUGAUUUCAAGUUUGCCUUUCCAAAUUGAGGAAAUCAUGGGUUGCUACUACCAAAUUCAACAAGAUUUAUUACAGAGUGAUCAUGGGAUCUCAUCUUCUUCUUCAACAGCAGCAGCCAUUGGUAAAAGAAAGAGGCUUGUGUUUGAUCAUGAGAAUGAUGAUGGCAAGAAGAGAAAGCCUUGAAAACACCACUACUUAAUUUGGCAGAGAUUAUGUGAAUUUUUCUUAUUUAUUUUGGACUAAUAAGUAAUAAUCUCUGCCUAUAUAUAUAUAUAUAUAUAUAGAUACAUGAUUCUGGAAGAAGAAAGAAAGAAAAGGUGUGGAAAAGAAAGGCAGGAAAAAGACUUCCCCAAAGACCAAAAGUCCACAGCUCAAAAAACAGCUACUAUUAUUUUCUUGAUAUUUGUCCCAUUUGUUUAAUUAUUAUUAUAAUUAUUGUUUAUUUUGAUGUUUUUAAAUUUUAAAAAAAUAUAUAUAUUCCUGUGUAGAUGGAGCAGCCCUGGAUUUUUAAGGGUAAUUUUUUUUUUUUAUUUUAAAUUUUUUGA
This is a messenger RNA of Andrographis paniculata, 1670 nucleotides long. RefSeq names its product cyclin-D5-3-like. Gene Ontology annotation, cellular component: nucleus; cytoplasm; cyclin-dependent protein kinase holoenzyme complex. The record is from RefSeq and is a predicted model, not a curated record. Gene Ontology annotation, molecular function: cyclin-dependent protein serine/threonine kinase regulator activity. Lineage: Eukaryota; Viridiplantae; Streptophyta; Magnoliopsida; Lamiales; Acanthaceae. The coding region runs from base 436 to 1308 and encodes 290 amino acids. The transcript has 5 exons. Gene Ontology annotation, biological process: mitotic cell cycle phase transition; regulation of cyclin-dependent protein serine/threonine kinase activity.